AUGGGUCAUACAAAUACGUCUCAGAUGAGUUAUUUUUAUUUUCAGAUUUUGUCCGAAUAUUUGACAGCCGACUAUUUGGAGAAUGUAAUGAGUGGCAACUGGGAGGAAGAGUAUGGUGUUGGACGCGUUCUGGUGCACGGACAGCCGACUGCUCUUAAUCUCUUCAUACAAUCCGACGAUAAGCUUUCGGCGAUUGUUGACUGGAGUGAGGCACAUCCGGGUUGUUUUGGUGAAGAUAUUGCUGCGGCCAUUUGCUGGAAUUUAAGCCCAGUGGAACGUCAUGCCAAUCACGAACGUCUACUCGAAUUCUAUCAUUACAAUUUGAUCAAACAUAGUGCAGGUUCCUUUCUGCAGCUCUUACUUCUAAACAUCAUUCCAACAAACUAUAAACCAUUAGACUAA
Molecule: messenger RNA, 402 nt
Organism: Anisakis simplex (herring worm)
Lineage: Eukaryota; Metazoa; Nematoda; Chromadorea; Rhabditida; Anisakidae
Source: the annotation of a GenBank genome assembly